This is a messenger RNA of Westerdykella ornata, 1459 nucleotides long. RefSeq names its product Clavaminate synthase-like protein. The record is from RefSeq and is a predicted model, not a curated record. Bases 215 to 1390 code for a protein of 391 amino acids. Gene Ontology annotation, molecular function: oxidoreductase activity. Lineage: Eukaryota; Fungi; Ascomycota; Dothideomycetes; Pleosporales; Sporormiaceae. The transcript has 5 exons.
UAGAUGCGGCUCAAAAAUCUUGGGCUUACAAGUGAAGAAGCACAAAGCCUUCCCGCUUCUGCUGUGAAUUCGAAGUAGGCGGAAUACAUCCCCAAAGCCAGUCCCAAUACAGCCAUUGUACGGUCAAGUACAGUGUUUGUUGACGUGAAUUUGUUCGCGACAUUUGCCGCUCAGUAGUGAACCCUUCUUAUUUCUGCGUUCCAGUUCCACAGGCAUGGCCCCCCAUGCCGAUGACAGCCUUGACGGUUCUGGCUACACGCCUUCCGCAAAAAGCAUCGCAGAGUUGAAAAGAAAGCUCCAUCUACAUCACGCAGCCUCUCUCCCUGGUGCGGCGUGGAUUACGGACUGCCCGCAGAUGAAUGACUCGCAGGCAGCGAAUCUCGAGUCCAAGACCCUUCAACUCUCGCUUGACGACCUCAAAGAGAUAGAGGAUGCAUACGCCUAUUUUGACGCUACCGGCCUUCCGCUCAACAAGCUCCAAGCCGAGCAUUUCCCCUUGCCCACACUCUCGAGAAAGCUUAGGCAACGGAGCAUAUUGCUAGCAGACAAGGAACCUUUCUUCAUCAUACGGGGGUUGAAGCCUCUCUGGUUUAGUAAGUGGAAGAAUGUGGUAAUAUACACUGGCAUAGCCAGUCAUGUUGGCUCUAAACGGGCAUGGGCUGUGGGCGACCCGAAUGUUCUUCACCAUGUUACAAAUCUUCAACCGCCAAAGGAGAAGGGGUGCGAAGCUUAUAGAGGCCCCGCAAAUAGGAACACUGCGCUGCCGUUUCACACCGAUUAUGGGUCAAUCCUCUCCUUUUACGUGCUUUCAAAAGCACAGACCGGGGGUGAUACCUACCUCGCAGAUAUACAUGACAUAGUAUCCGAGAUCUCCAAGGAUCGUCCAGAUAUCAUCGAAACACUGCGGCAGCCCAUUAUCAACAUAAAUGCAAAAGCGGAGGGCGCAUAUGAUGAGCGGCCCCUGCUCUUCACCUUAUCUUCUGGACAACUGGCAGUGCAGGCGUCCCGCUCGCGCCUCUUCGGAACACAAUGCCGACAUCGGCCAUCUUCUUUGCCACCACUUUCAAAUGCCCAAGUUGAGGCGAUUGACGCGCUUCACGCCGCGGGUCAAGCAGUGUCCCAGCGUAUCCCGUCGCGGAGCGGCGAUAUGAUCUUCUUCAAUAACUUGCGAAUGAUGCAUGCACGUGAUGCUUUUGUCGACGGAGAUGCUGAAGAAAACGAGACGUCUAGAUAUCUUCUCCGGCUGAUCUUGCACGAUGAACGGCCAGAUGCAAGGUGGGAGAUCCCACCGGCGCUUAAACCUACCUGGGAUGAGCUAUAUGCCCACGCCGACGAGGACGAGGUAUUUGCCAUACAUCCUGAGCUCUUCUCGUACAAAGCUGCCCACUGAGAUUGAUUUACGGGCAUUUAUAUACGUUUGGGACAAGUCAGACUGCACGUUUUGUGCGCGCGUUGGAAG